AUGGCCGCGCGCGUGGAGCAGGCGCUCGUGACACUGCAGCUCCAGCAGCUGGACGUCUUGUUGCUCCGAGCGCAGUCGCUCCCGGGGUCCAGCGGCAUCCACGCCCGCAAGCAAACCGUUCUGGAGGCGUGGGAGCACAUGCUGGCAAUCCAGCAAGCAGGACUGGCGCGACACAUCGGCGUGAGCGACUUGAGCGUCCAAGACGUCGACUUCCUGCUCACAGCGUACCCGGACAAUCCACCGGAAGCUUGGUCGAUGAUGGUCCAGCUGCCAGGAAAGACGUCCGACUUCUUGGGACUUGAUGCUCCACUCGAAGACAUCACUGCAUUCGCUCACGCGCACGCUAUUGAUGUGAUAGUACGGCUCCCCAUCCACAGCCUUGACAGUCUUGAGCCGCAAGAGUUGCGUGAUGACUGGGAUACGCUGACUCACGAUCUGUCCGAGCGCUAUCGCGAGCGGCCAUUCAAAUUCCUGGUAGCUCACGAGAACGAAGGCAAAGCAGCUUCGUAUCACAUGGACUCACACGCUCUCGGUGACGGCGCCAAGGUGUUGCAGACCCCGCUGCAGAUUGUUGUGCGCUACUUGCUCCAAAAGGGUCUUGUCGUUAUUCCGCAAGGAGUCGAUGGCUUGCAGUGUGACGAUCAAGACCUGGAGGCCGAGGAGCACGCACUUCGCGAGGUCUUCGGUCCCCUCGCUCAUCCAUUCACAGCGAUUCAUCCAUCGUGCUCCCCACACAAAGUCUAUUCCAGCGUGUUGACGCGCGAUGACCUCGCUGCGAUCGAUCGCGCGCUGUCGUUCCCCCUCCCGACCCCACCGCGCACACCUAUUAGUACAACUUGA
Molecule: messenger RNA, 840 nt
Organism: Phytophthora sojae
Lineage: Eukaryota; Oomycota; Peronosporomycetes; Peronosporales; Peronosporaceae
Exons: 1
Coding region: 1-840 (279 amino acids)
Source: RefSeq, a predicted model, not a curated record